This is a messenger RNA of Hansenula anomala, 827 nucleotides long. Its product is annotated as 40S ribosomal protein eS28. The record is from RefSeq and is a predicted model, not a curated record. The transcript has a single exon. Bases 157 to 360 code for a protein of 67 amino acids. Gene Ontology annotation, biological process: ribosomal small subunit assembly; maturation of SSU-rRNA; translation. Gene Ontology annotation, molecular function: structural constituent of ribosome. Lineage: Eukaryota; Fungi; Ascomycota; Saccharomycetes; Phaffomycetales; Wickerhamomycetaceae. Gene Ontology annotation, cellular component: ribosome; cytosolic small ribosomal subunit.
CAGAGCUUUUUCGCGUUUUUUACCCGCAAACGACGCAAUCUGAGUUUCGCGAAUGUUUUCCAAGUGUGUACAUAUAGAAAUUUUUUUUCACCACUACUAGAGGGUAUAAGUUGUUUACACGAAUCUAUCGUUUAAAUCGCAUAUAAUAUAUUUGAAAUGGAUACUAAAACUGUUGUCACUUUAGCUAGAGUUAAAAAAGUUCUUGGUCGUACCGGUUCUCGUGGUGGUGUUACCCAAGUCAGAGUUGAAUUCAUUGAUGAUUCUUCAAGAACAAUUGUUAGAAAUGUUAAAGGUCCAGUUCGUGAAAAUGAUAUCUUAUCAUUAAUGGAAUCUGAACGUGAAGCUCGUCGUUUACGUUAGAGACGUUUCAUAUCUGUUUUUUGGAAGUUUAUGUUAUCUCAUUUAGGUGGUGGUCAACGUUUUAUAUAUUUAUGCUUUAGUUUUUGAUCAUAUCAACUACAUGAGAAGGAAGUUUUGGUGAUACGAUGGUUUAAUAUUACUAAAACUGAAGUUAAAAGCUGUUAUUUUAUUGUGUUUUAUGGGUUAUUUAAUGUUUUUUUUUUCAACAAUUGGUCAUAUAUAAUUAAUUUUACUAUGCAUUAUCAAAAAUGAAUUUUUGGACACUGAGGUUACACAACGUAGUUCAUAUCAUAAUAAAUGUAAUACGUUAAUUGAAAAUUAUAUAAUGUUUUUCCCAAUAUAACAGUUCUUUAAACUUAAUUGGUAUUUGGUAAAGGAAAUCUGAAUAUGUUUCAGCAAGAAUAAUACAAAAACAAACAAAAAAGAGUCAAACAAACGCCUUUAAAGAAUGGAUGAAACCAAAAAAA